Molecule: messenger RNA, 468 nt
Organism: Blepharisma stoltei
Lineage: Eukaryota; Ciliophora; Heterotrichea; Heterotrichida; Blepharismidae
Source: the annotation of a GenBank genome assembly
AUGCCGAAAAAAGGUAAAGGUGGCAAAAACAAGCGUCGUGGGAAAAACGAAUCAACUGAGUUCAAACGAGAGCUCACUUUUAAAGAAGAUGGGCAAGAAUACGCACAAGUGCUCAGGAUGCUUGGAAAUGGCCGCUUAGAAGCUUACUGUUUUGAUGGUGUAAAGCGUCUUUGCCACAUUAGAGGUCAGAUGAAAAGAAGAGUGUGGAUAGGGAUGGAUGACAUUGUCUUAGUCGGUUUGAGGGACUAUCAAGACUCAAAAGCUGACAUCAUUCUUAAAUACACACCUGAUGAGGUCAGAAACUUAAAAUCUCUUGGUGAGCUACCUGAAAAUCUAAAAGUAGCAGAAAACCAAGAAGAAGAUCCAAACGACCACAUCCAAUUCGCCAGAAUGACCAAUGUUGAAGAAGAAGACAGCGAUUACAGCGACGAAGAGCGAAAAAGCGAUAUAGAUAUAGAAAAUAUAUAA